AUGGAAAGGCCAGAAUCUAAUCAAUCAACUACUGUUCCAAGGGACGUAAGAUUGCUUCAUCUUAUCUUCGCUACCCAAGGUAUCCAGAGUCAUGAAGAUCAUGUACCUUUACAGUUGAUGGAUUUCGCUCAUAGAUAUACCAAAUCUGUGUUGAAAGAUGCUCUUAGUUAUAAUGAUCAUGCAAGAAAUAGUACCAAUUCAAGUGUUAGUAACAAUACUAUUAACACCGACGAUAUAAGAUUAUCCAUUGCAUCAAGAACAAAUUAUCAAUUCAAAUCAAUUGCUCCCAAAGAGUUGUUAUUAGAAUUAGCACAAGAACGUAAUUCCAAACCUUUACCACCUGUCAUACCAAAAUGGGGUUUAAACUUACCACCGGAAAAGUAUUGUUUAACUGGUACUAAUGUCGAUGAAGAGGGGGAUUCAAAGAGGCAAAAAACCAAUUAG
Yamadazyma jaroonii is the source of this 444-nucleotide messenger RNA. Lineage: Eukaryota; Fungi; Ascomycota; Pichiomycetes; Serinales; Debaryomycetaceae. The record is from the annotation of a GenBank genome assembly.